ACCCACCCUCUUCCUCGCCCACCGGAAAAUCCAAAACUGGGAAAAGCCACCGGAUUCCGGCGACCCACAGGAUGCAGAUGCCGCCGCUUCGGCCGGAGCAGGCUUAAAAGGGCCGCCCCCCCUAUCGCCCUGUGCCCUUCCCCACCUCCCUCACCCUUUCUGAUGCAAAUCCUAAUCCAAAUCAAGCGAGUGUAGAAUCCCAAAUCCCGUUUCCGUACUGCUUCUAUCGUCCAGGACACCCGCGAUGAACUGCCGCAGGUUUGUAGCAGAAGCAACAUUAGCUUCUCUCCAUCAUUGUUUGCUGCUGAGCCCCUAUGUGGCCACACCAGCAGCAUUAGGGGUUGAAGCAAUGAUGUGAAGCACAAAUCUGCCCUGGGUGGGGUCCAUUUCACCUACCCUUGUGGAUAACAUGGUUCAUUUUGGAGUUACUUUUAUGCUAACACAAUCUAGGCUUCAUUAGCUAGGUUAAGUUAUACUCUGAUUUUUUACUUAGUUGUGUUAAUCUGUAAAGAGUCAAUACUUGGUUUUAGUUGAGUUUAGUGUAAAAAAUGGAAAGGAAGAAUUUAAUGGCACUGGAUGAACAUGUUCCAAAAGCUAUUGAUCGCAAAAGGAAGCAUGAGUCUGCUGUGAUGAGUACUGGCAGAGAUGAUGCAGUUGAGGUCUCUCAGCAUGUUCCAAGAAAAAACCUUGUCAUGCUUGACGAUGAGGCUGCAUAUAAGAGGUCUAAAAUGAACUCAUGUGCUGGUCAUAUUUUGGAGUGGUACAAGAACUUCAAGACAAGUGGGUUGCCAGUGCGUGUGCUUUGUUACCAACAGGGUAAUUGGCGGGACUUUCCAGAGCACAUUGUGAAUCUGGUACGGCAGGAUUUCCAAUUGAAGAAGCCAAUUACUAAUGCUGUAUUCCAGAACCAGCAAGUCCUGUUGGACUUCAUGCACAUGAUUUGCCUAGAUUCUGCAAUGACCGCUGGCAAGCCAAUAGCAUGGAUUGAUGAUACUGGUAAACAUUUCUUUCCAGAUUUAUGUGCUGGAAGGAUGACAUCUAAACCUUCUUGGCAUGGGAAAAGUGACCCCACUGGUAAAUCUCAAGCUGUUGGGUGUGCUGGGAGAUUAACAGCUGCAGCUGAAAGCUCGAGGUCAGAUUCUGUUGAUGAAGUACUUUCUCAUGUUAAGAAGGUACAUAAUGAAGCUAGUGCUGAAAAUAAAUCAGGUCCUUCAAUCUGUUUGAAUGAAUCUGCUAGUGGAACCAUGAACAAUGGUAAUUGCAAGCAGGAAAGAGGCCCACACAUUGCUUCUGCUGUGCGGAGAGUAUUAGUUGAAGGAUUAGGUCAUCCUUUUACUGAAAAAGAUAUCGUCGGUAUCUAUAGAACCCCGCUGGUAGAUCAGCAACGGCAAGCUCGCUUCAAUCUUUUCCAGAAGGAAGUUGAAGUCACCAAAAAGCAGCGUGGAAAUGCAAACGUGCGUUAUGCAUGGCUGCCUUGUUCCAGGGAUGCUAUGGAUGAGAUGAUGAUGCAUGGUACUUUGCAAAUUACAAAACCAUUGCUUGGGCCAACAUAUGGCAUCGGGACACAUCUCGCUCCAGCUAACUCUGCCAAUACCUGUGCCAGCUAUUUGGAUGUUGAUGACAAUGGUAUAAUCAGGAUGCUGAUGUGCCGUGUUAUAAUGGGGAAUGUGGAGGUUGUUUAUCCUGGAUCAAAGCAAUUCCAGCCAACCAAUGAAACAUUUGAUAGUGGCGUGGAUGAUCUCCAAAAGGCAAAGCACUACAUCAUAUGGGAUGCUAAUGUGCAUAGACACAUUUAUGCUGAAUAUGCUGUUAUUAUCAAAGUACCUUCCAGGACCAAUGAACACUUGGUUAGAGAAGAUACUGCAUCCAACAUAUCUGAGAUGAGAAAAUCUGGUUCACCAGGCAGUAUAAUCAAGGAUGGUAGCUUCCAUACCUUGGUAUCUUCAGCUGAUCAACAACAAACAUCACAUAUGUUUGGGCGCCAGCGCCAUCCGAGUUCAAGAUUUCCUACCUCACCUUGGAUGCCAUUUUCAAUGCUUUUCGCUGCCAUUUCCACAAAAGUGCCUCGUUCUGAUAUGGAUCUGGUCCAUGGAUAUUACGAAGAGUUCAAGAGGGGAAAGAUAAACAGAACCGAGCUAGUGAAACGGCUGAGACAGAUUGUAGAUGACAAGCUUCUGGCUUCUGUAAUAGUGAGGCUACACCACAAGGUACCACCCUCGGCAACAGCUGAACUGCUAUGAAGUGCACAACGGGGUCCGAGCCCUUUAGUAUCUCCGGAUAAAAAAUAACAGUUCAUCGACAUAGCAGCAGCAGAGUCGUAGCGGGCAGAGCUCAAGCAAAGCCGGUUACAUUCCGUGUUUGUUCAUGGUAGCACCCAAACUCCGAAAAGCUCAGAAGGCGUCCUGGUUGGUUGGUGGUCUGUGAAGACCAGCAAGCUACUACCAGUACCAUCCCUAUGAAUAGCCUGAUAAUCUGUUGUAGUUUCGUUUUAUCCGGUUCCUCAUCGUUCAGGAAGCAAAAACUCUGCUACCCGCAUGAAACCGUGCAAACCUUGUAAUGUAAACUGUGCCUGAUAGGUUUUACUCUCUCCGGAUUCAGAUUUAGCUUGUUGCUAUAUGAGUUUUCAGUUGGGAAAAUUCGGUGGCCAUGUGUUGCUUCUU
Molecule: messenger RNA, 2660 nt
Organism: Brachypodium distachyon (stiff brome)
Lineage: Eukaryota; Viridiplantae; Streptophyta; Magnoliopsida; Poales; Poaceae
Product: inactive poly [ADP-ribose] polymerase RCD1
Exons: 8
Coding region: 549-2240 (563 amino acids)
Molecular function (GO): NAD+ poly-ADP-ribosyltransferase activity
Source: RefSeq, a predicted model, not a curated record